This is a messenger RNA of Manihot esculenta (cassava), 1752 nucleotides long. Its product is annotated as dof zinc finger protein DOF5.6. The transcript has 3 exons. The coding region runs from base 515 to 1390 and encodes 291 amino acids. Gene Ontology annotation, molecular function: DNA binding; DNA-binding transcription factor activity. Gene Ontology annotation, biological process: regulation of DNA-templated transcription. The record is from RefSeq and is a predicted model, not a curated record. NCBI's taxonomy places the organism in Eukaryota, Viridiplantae, Streptophyta, Magnoliopsida, Malpighiales, Euphorbiaceae.
CGCCCCUCCUCCACCCCCUACAUGACAAUUAAUUCACUCUCAUUUGCUUCUGUACUCUCUUCUUCUCUGUCACAAUUCACUUGUUGUCUUCCUUUAUCUCUACCUCUCCCUUUCAUCUCUUGCAUGGCACCCAAUAUGAAGUAGAGUGUGCUUGAAGGCAAGUCUCGGUGAAUUGGUUGCUAUAUAUAUAAACCAACCACCAAAGUAUAUCUUGUUUUUUUGUUCUUUACUUGGUUUUAUGGGUCUUACUUCACUUCAAGUUUGCAUGGAUUCCACUGAUUGGCUGCAGCCGUAAUUGGUGAGGCAAAUGGAAGUAAUGGCAUGAAAUUAUAUGCUGUUUUGGAGUGGAAACCUACAAGGGAACAUAUGGGUAGUCCUAUAUGUUUUGCAUUUAGUGUAGUCACAUUGAUGUCAUGAUGGUUUGAAGCAGCGAAAUGGCUGUGCACUUUAAUGCAGAAGAGAUAUGUGAAGCUUUAGACUCGAUCAUCUGGGCACGAUACACGAGGAGUCUGGAAUGGAUUCUUCUUCACCUUCCGGGGAUAUGCUCACAUGCUCAAGGCCCUUGAUAGAGAGGAGGCUCAGACCCCAGCUUGACCAAGCUCUCAAGUGCCCAAGGUGUGACUCCACUCACACCAAAUUUUGUUACUACAACAACUACAGCCUCUCUCAGCCAAGGUACUUCUGCAAGACUUGCAGAAGGUACUGGACCAAAGGUGGCACUUUAAGGAACAUUCCUGUGGGUGGUGGGUGUAGAAAGAAUAAGAAGGUGGCUAAAAAAUCUAACGAUCAAACCAUUAAUCAGAACCCUGGAUCAUCAUCUUCUUCUUCCCAUAAUCCUACUGAUUUGCAUCUUUCAUUUCCUGAGGUCCAACUUGCACACCUCAGUAACAUACUUGCCACACAUCAAGGGGCACUUGCAAACCCUACUUUCAUGGAGACCAAGUAUAAUAUUGGCAUGCUUGAAAACCCUAGGCCUGUUGAUUUUAUGGAGAGCAAGUUGGAAGCUAUAGUGGGCAGUUCCAGGAAUUACGAUUUUAUGGGGAAUGGCGAGAUGGGUAUGGUUAGUGGGCUCGGGGACAUGAGUCAUCAAGGAUUAGCACCGAAUUUUCAUGGAAUUUGCUCACCAUUUGGGAUAUCCGUUGAUGGGAAUAAUGGCACUUUCAUGGAAACUUGCCAAAGGUUAAUGCUUCCAUAUGAUCAUCAAGGAAACAAUGAUGAGCAAAACACAAUUGAUGUGAAGCCCAACACCAAGCUCCUGGCCCUUGAAUGGCAAGACCAGGCCUGCACAGAUGGUGGGAAGGAUACAUUUGGGUACCUAAAUAAUUUGGGAUCAUGGACUGGCAUGAUGAACGGCUAUGGAUCGUCGACCACAACCAAUCCCUUGGUGUAAUAUCUAAUCCCAAUUCGCCUUUGAUAGAAAGUGUAACUUUUUUUUUUUUUCUGUUGUCGUGCUUCUUUCUAUUAUAAGGUGGUGGUCUUGAAAAAUUUUCGUGGAGUUGACAUGCAGCAGCUACCAGCCAGCAGAAGGGAGUGUGUGAAUGAAAACUUAAUUAAAAAAGAGUCCAAAAAUGACUGCCUUAGUAUAUUUGUGUUUGUGUUUAUGUUCUGAUAUGGUUUCAUCCUUUGCCUAAUUUGGUGUCUUUCUUAUAAGACAUUCAAAGCUGUAGGAUUUUGUUGUUAUAUGGAGGAAUAUAUGGUAGUGCUUUUUUUAGCUUUAAGAAUAUAUGUACGAUUAACUCUUCUUUGUCUUCC